CGAACAUGUGUCCCCGGCGAGACGCGCGGCUGCUCCGGUACGUGGGACUCACCGCGCUGCUCCUGUGCACAGUGGUGGACAGCAAGGUGAUCCUGGAGGGCCUGCAGAGGUAUGGCCCCACGCCAAUCUACCUGCCUGUCAGCUACCGGAUCCUCAACGCAGAGUCAGCGUUCUUCCUACAGGAGGCUAACCAGGACUUAAUGAGGAACUCCAGCCUGCAGGCUCGCACCGAGUCUUUCUUCAUCCAUCAGGCUCGGCAGAUGCCCUUUGUCAAUGCUAGCUACGGGCCACUGUCAGUGCAGCAGCCUGUCCCCCUGGAGCUGCUGCAAACCCUGCCAGGGUCCUUCAAUACAGCCUCCGUCACUUCAUCAUCAGCGCCAACAUCAGCAGCAGCAUCGCCUCUGUUUACAUUCAACUGGAAGGUCCACACAUACAUUAUCAGCGAGAGCAUUCACCCCAGUUGGCCAAAGGUCCAAGUGUUGUUCUACGUUGCAGGAAGGGACUGGGACGAUUACAGUGCCAUCCACAAGCUGCCCUGCGUCAGGAUGUUCGCCUUCCACGAGACUCAAGAGGUGCGCGGCACGUGCCGGCUUAAAGGUGAGUUGGGGAUAUGCGUUGCCGAGCUAGAGCCCCUGGCCAGCUGGUUCAGCCCCCCCACUGUCAGGCCGGGGAGGCAGAGGGUCUCUGAGCAGGCCCAGGGCACUCCUGUGGAACUCUACUACAUGCUUCAGAACACGGACAACGGAGACUGCAGCUCAGAAGAUUCAAGAAAGGGCAGCACUGUUCGCUCCGAGCAGCCGAGGCCCAUGGGCUAUUUUGCAGGCCAUACACCGAUGCAGCGGAUCGGGAGUGUCAGGCUGUUUCAGCCGCUGUUGGAGCUCAAGCUGGACAAUAACUUUGUGGUGAUGGCACCCUCCAAACCUAUCCGGCAGAGAGAAACAGUCUCCACCUUUCUGGCUUUGUCCACACUGUCCUCAGUGCAAAUCUUCACCCUCAGGGUCAGGCUGAAAGAUGGCGUGGCGUUCCUUGGAGCCAGAGCCAGUAACCCGGUUGCGUGGACGGUGAGCCAGGACGUCAGAAGUGAAGGUCACAGAGUUGUCACCCUCCACUGCCGGAGGAAGGAGAACAGCUUCGGUCAAAGAGUUCAGGCAGUGGGUUACCAGCGAGUGCUGCAGGUGGACCUGGAGGUGAACGGGCUGAUGGUGACUCAGGGGGGCAGGGAGGUGACAUGGCAGGUGGAGUACCCGCUCACCCGGAGCCUGACCAACGAGGUGCAGACCCUCAUCCGCCUGGCACCGCAGGACCUGGGUGGCAUCGUGCCACUGGCAAUGGACACCGAGAUCCUGAACACGGCCGUCCUCACGGGGCGCACGGUCGCCAUGCCGGUAAAGGUAGUCACCGUAGGAACAGACGGAGCAGUCUCUGACGUGACGGAGUCCGUGGAGUGCAAGUCGACAGACGAACAGGUCAUCAAGGUGUCAGAGCGAUGUGACUACGUGUACGUCAACGGAAAGGAGACGAGAGGGAAGAGUCGGGUGAUGCUGAACUUCACCUACAGUUUCCUGAGUGCACAGCUGGAGAUGAGCGUAUGGAUGCCCCGCCUGCCGUUGCUCAUAGAUGUGGCCGACCCCGAUCUCAGCCAGAUUAAGGGAUGGAGGGUCCCUGUGAGUGCGGGGAACAGGAGGUACGAGAGGGUCACGGAUGACAAGGAUGAUGAAGGUCCAGCGGAGGACAGGACGGACAAUCCUUGCGUGGCCCAGUAUCAGAGCACCACCCUGCGCGUCCUCACACACUUUGUGGCAGACACCAGAGAAGUUAGAGGGGCCACGGAUGAGGACGGGCUGGGCCAGCAGAACUUCCUCCUGGGUACGGACUGGCAGGUGGAGGUGACCCAGCUGGUUAAGGAUUCACUGAGGGUGAAGGACCCGAAGGUCGCCCAGCUGCUGGACGGACAAGUGGUAGUGGGACUGAGCCCUGGAACCACCAACCUACAGGUGCUGUCCCCUCUGACUUCGGCUGUCUUGGCUGAGAGGAGCAUCAGGGUGCUGGAUGAUAAAGUGAGUGUGACAGAGCUCGGGGUGCAGUUGGUGUCGGGCCUCGCGCUCUCCCUGCAGCUCAGCCCAGGGAGUAACAGAGCCAUCGUCGCCACCGCAACCACACAGGAAGUCAGUGAAUCACUCAAACAGGAGUCCCUCAUCAGUGCUUGGCUGCAGUUCAGCGAUGGAUCCAUGACGCCACUAGACAACUACAAUCCUGCCCAUUUCACCCUGGCAGCCACCUCUCUGGAUGAACAAGUGGUGGCGGUGCAGCGCAGUGCCACCUGGAAGUGGCCCAUCAUUGUUGCAAAGGGCGAGGGUCAGGGUUUGCUUGUGCGUGUUGAAAUGAGCCAGUCAGAAAUGUGCCAGAGGGGCAAGCGACGUACGAUUUUAGCCACUGGAAUGGCAAAUGUACAGGUAAGGUUCGGUCAGUCAGAGGAGCAAUACAGACAACCAGGAGAUCGGCGAACACGGCCUGAUCCUCCAUAUUACGGUGGAUCUAUCUCUGACAUGGAAACUGGGUUAAUCAACCGUGGAGCAACUACCAUCAGGGGCCAUGUUCCAGUCAGGCCUAAUGGAGGCCGUCUAUCAGCGGACAGUGGAGCAAGAGUCCCAAGUGAAUUCUCUGAAUAUCCAGAUCAGGCUGAGCUGCCUCGGAGCCGCAGCACUGAUGACGACUUGUUGCCAUCUCGCCGAGGCCUCACAGACCUGGAGAUCGGUAUGUACGCCCUGUUAGGAGUCUUCUGCCUAGCCAUCCUAGUUUUUCUUAUUAACUGCAUCUCUUACGCAUACAAAUACCGUAGCAAACAGCUGUCCCUGGAGGCCCCGGAGACAAUGCCCCACGCCCACGACUGGGUUUGGCUGGGCCAAGAGGAAGGGCUAUGUCUGCAGCAACAGCAGCAUGAUGAGCUGGGCGGUGCUCUAGAGGAAGGUAGUCAGCUCUUAAAUGGAGGUGUCCAACGUGGUGUGGGAGGAUGUGGCUCGAGUGGGAGAGAUCACAGGAAUGAGUCUCUUAACUCACCCACAACGAAGAGGAAGAGGGUGAAGUUCACAACCUUCUCCAACGUCAAGGCCAGUAAUGGAUGUCCUGUGCUCAGCCCAUUAGCGCUGGUGCAGACCAGUGAGAUAAAAUGGGUAUGUCCAGACAUUGAGCUUGGGGACUCAAAGGAUCUUAGGAACUACAUGGAAAAGCUGAAUGAGAAUGCGAUCAAGAACAUCGCAUAGGGCGCUUUCAAUGAACUAAAGAGAAACUCACCUGAAUGCCUUCAGAAUAAGGAGGGGAUGAGGGCCGGGGGAAGGAAAGGAAAGACAUUAAGGGUGCAGGGAACAGAGCAGGCUGCUGUUUAACAGAACAGCAGGGUAGUGCGUUCAGCCUCUGCUGUUACCGUGACGCUACUCAGAAAUGGUCAAGAAACGGACGACCACAAGACAUGAUUCACCAUGACACCACAGCUGAGGGGGAAAUGUGAACUUGAUAGUUGUUGCUUAAUGUUUGUUCUUUGUCUUUAAUUGAGGUUCAGUUUCCUUUUCUAUGCACCAUUUUACUUUUUUUUUUAAAUCAUGUUUUAAUGUUGUAUUUGUUGUAUUUUUUGCGCUUUGUUGAUUUUAUUUUUUAAAGUUGCUGUAUGCCCUGUACCACCUGUCGGCGAUUAUAUACCCCAUAGGGGAGAAGAGUUAAAAAGCAUUUUUGUAUUGUAUAUAAAUGAGUUUGUUUUGGAGGUAUUAUAUGUACAGUAACAUUUUUGUAAAAGUGCUGUUUGGUUAUGUUUUGGUUUUUGUUUUGAGUUUUGUUUUGUCUCCAGAAAGCAGAUCCAUGCAUGAUGUUAUUAAAGAUGAGGCAUGUGUGUCUGAUCUGGAACCUGAAAUGAAAGUGUAUAGAUUUACCGAUACCUCUGGAGACAGGUCAGUUUAGUAUUAUUGCAUUCAUUCAUUGUGGAGCUGAGUUUUUGGUUUGGUUUCAAUAAGCUGAUAUUUGUUUAAACUCUUUAU
Molecule: messenger RNA, 4025 nt
Organism: Paralichthys olivaceus (Japanese flounder)
Lineage: Eukaryota; Metazoa; Chordata; Actinopteri; Pleuronectiformes; Paralichthyidae
Product: transmembrane protein 132C
Source: RefSeq, a predicted model, not a curated record